Plasmodium malariae is the source of this 1377-nucleotide messenger RNA. RefSeq names its product conserved Plasmodium protein, unknown function. The coding region runs from base 1 to 1377 and encodes 458 amino acids. Lineage: Eukaryota; Apicomplexa; Aconoidasida; Haemosporida; Plasmodiidae. The record is from RefSeq and is a predicted model, not a curated record. The transcript has 2 exons.
AUGGAUGAGCUGUGCAUAAAAAAUUAUGUACUGAGGGCAAAUCAAAUGAUGCAUAGUGAUAUGAUAACAAAGGAUGAAGCAUAUUUAGAAAUAUGUAAAAGUUGUAGACAUUUGUUUAAAGAAAUAAGAGAAUGCUUAAGAGAUUCUGUUAGCUUAGUAUUAAACAAAGAUGUAACUUACAUCCUCUCAAAGCUAGUGGUCAGUCUUAUAGACCUAGAGUCAUAUAACGAAGAACAACUGAGCUUUACAUGUAAAUCGUUAUAUUUUAAACUAUAUGAAGAUAUUAGUAAGAAGUUAUGGAUGUUACCUGAUGAUAUGGGAUCAUAUGAUAAAGACAUUACAGAAUACAAAACUGAAUUCCGAAAAAUAUUUAUGUCUCCAAAAAGGAAAAUAGUUGAUGCAUCAUAUAAUUGUAGGAAUUUAUUACAUACCAUACAUCGUGUUAAUUUUAUAAAUAAUGUGUUAAUACAGAAAACGAAAGAAUCAUAUUUAAAAAAUAAAAGUUGUAUAUUACAAGGGGAAACACCUGUAAACUACCCUUUUUUUAAUUUCAUGAGAGUAGACACAUAUUCGAGUAAUCGCGCGAAGAAAAUAUAUGACUUUUGUUACUAUAACUAUAUAUUUAUAGAUGGUAUCAAGAUAAUAUAUAAAGAUGAAUAUAAUAGUGUAAUCUUAAAAAAAAAAAAUAAUUUAGAAUUAUUCUAUUUACGAAAUAGAGAGUAUAUAAAAAAUGUUUGUGCUAUACAUAUAAUUACAACCAUAUCUUGGUUUCUUAAUCAAAUUAAUAUUGGUAUGUAUAAUAAAAAUAAAAACAGUAGAGAAUUAUUUAGAGAAAAGUUUACACCAUAUAAUAUACAAUAUAUUAUUCGCUCUAUUUAUAAUUAUAAAAGUUACUACAAAGGAGAUGUACUUGAAAUGUGUGCAGAAAGUAUGAUUCAUAAUAUUAAACUAGUUGAUUCCAUAAUAGAAGACUAUUAUAACACAGAAAAUGCUCUUAUAACACAAAAUAUAACGUUCACUGAUUUAAUUAAAUAUACCGAAUUGUCCAUAUUAAAAUAUAAAUUAAAGGAAGCAAUGGGAAGGUACGAUGAGAACUUAACUACUGAAAUUGCAAAAGAAAAUGCAUUGAAAAAUCAAGAAAAUGAAAAUAUUUCUUGCCUUAUGAAAAUCCUUUCUAACGAAAUGAACACACAAAUUUCUUUAUUAUCACACUCUCAUUUAAGAACACUAAUGCUAAAAAAUUAUGAUAGGUAUAAAGAUAAAAAUGAACAAAUAUUCGAGUUCAAAAACUUGUAUUUCUGCACCUCCCCUGGGGAGCAUUUUGUUCGAAAAAUAUUUGCUACCCGAAUUAAUUACAUAAUUAGAUUCCAUAGGUGA